GCAUACCACUUUUCACUUCUAUUCUUGGUUGUUAAGGAAUCCAUUUCCACUAUUCAACUCUGUGUUAUGCAUUUUCAUGUUUCUAAUUAGUUCAGUGUUUCAUCAACUGAAAUACUCUUGAAAUUCUUGAUUAGAAAGAUAAAACAAAACACAAUGAAUCGUUCAAUUUCAAGUUCAAGUAAGAAAAAUAUUAGUUAUUAUAAUGAUCAAACCUUCCUAAACACUAUGUUUUCAUGGUCUCUUGAAGACAUUUCCAACGAUCAACUUUACUCAAAUAAGGUUGAUUAUAUUGAUUUAUCGUUUGAUUCUUUAGAGCAAUAUUAUCGGUCAUUUGUGUAUCCCUUAUUGGAUGAAACUAGAGCACAACUAAGUUCCUCUAUGGAAAUUUUAUCUAGUUCACCUUUUGCUGAAGUGAUUUCUCUUGAACAUUCACGAUCACAUUUGUAUGGUAGGAAUCACUAUGUUGUUAAAACUGAUAGUUGGAAAAAUUGGUCUUCUGGUCAUGGAAAUGAGCUGUGCAAAACAUUGUCUGGAGAUGUUUUUAUUUUGGCCGAUUUUAAGCCGGAAACUGUUAAUGAUUUGCAAAGGUCUGGAAGGAUGUGGAGUUUUGUGUUGUCGGCUGGGAUUCUUGACGAAGAGAUUAAGGACGAUGAUGAUGAUGCUAAACCUAUGUCUACUUUUAAAGUGAUUGCUUCUAAAGACUUUGACCUUGAUGAAAUGGGGCAAAAGUCUUUGUUUAUUAUAUUCCUGACAAAUAUAACAACUAAUAGAAGAAUAUGGAAUGCACUGCAUAUGAAUGGAGAUUCAAAGCUGAUCCAGAAGAUUUUGCGUGCGAGUGAUGCGGUUGAGGAAAGUUGUGAUUACUGUUUUCCGGAGACUAAUGCUCUUAGGGGUGAUGAAACAUAUCAAAGGUUGUCAUGUGAGUUGAAUGAGUCACAAAACAAGGCAAUUUGUUGUUCCCUUUCUUCCUUUCAUUGCAAUCAUAAGUCUACGGUGGAUCUUAUUUGGGGUCCACCAGGAGCCGGGAAAACAAAAACUCUGGCCACACUGCUUUUUGCUCUAUUAAAAAUGAACCGUAGAGCUCUUGUUUGUGCUCCAACAAAUGUUGCCGUUAAGGAAGUGGCGUUGCGUGUUUUGACCAUGGUGAGAGAAUCAUUUGAUAGAAAUGUGGAUGGUUUGUUCUGUAAUUUAGGAGACAUAAUACUAGUUGGUUCAGAAAUUGAAGAUAUAUGUUUGGACUAUCGGGUCAAACAACUUGUACAGUGUUUUUCUCCACUUAAUGGUUGGAAACAUUGUUUUGUUUCAAUGGUUCAUCUUCUUGAGAAUUGUGUUUCCCAUUAUCAUAUAUUUAUUGACAACCAAAAGAGACCGGAAAAAGAUCAAGUUGAUAAUGAUAAUUCUAACAGGGAAAGCAUGCCAAAAUCUUUUCUUGAUUUUGUAAGAGAAAGGUUUCUCUCUAUAGCGCCGCCUCUCAAACACUCUAUUUCUGUCUUAUGUACGCAUAUAGCCAGAAGUUGUAUUAUGGAACAUAAUUUGAAAGAUUUGACUCGUCUUGUUUACUAUCUCGAUUCAUUUCAAACUUUAUUAAUGGGAGAGCUUUUCUCUCCAGAAAGUCAACAUAAUUCUUUUGAGUCGAUUGUAGAUGCUGAAUUCUCAUUGCAGCUUAUCAGAACUGAAUGUCUGUCUCUAUUAAGAGCUCUUAAGGUUUCACUUGAAAACCUCAACCUACCAAAUGUUGUGACUGAAGAGUCAAUGAGAGGGUUCUGUUUACAAGCAUCUUCAUUAAUAUUUUCCACAGCUUCGAGUUCAUUUAAGCUGCAGCGUUCUCUUGCCAUGGAACCACUUGACAUUUUAGUGAUUGAUGAUGCUGCACAGUUGAAGGAAUGCGAAUCAAUCAUACCUCUACUACUUUCAGACAUAAAUCAUGCAGUUCUUGUUGGAGAUGAACGCCAGCUACCAGCAAUGGUUGAAAGUAGUGUUUCUUUUAAAGUUGGUUUUGGAAGAAGCUUAUUUGCGAGGCUGAGCACAUUGGGUCAUCCAAAUCACUUUCUCAAUAUACAGUACAGGAUGCAUCCAGCGAUAAGCUCCUUUCCAAAUUCGCGCUUCUAUUUGAAUCAAAUUCUUGACGCUCCAAAGGUUGUUGCAAAGAACUACAGGAAGCAAUAUCUCCCAGGGAAAAUGUUUGGUCCUUAUUCCUUUAUAAAUAUAAUUGGUGGCACCGAAGAAUUUGAUGAUGCUGGAAGAAGUCGGAAAAAUAUGGUUGAAGUGGCGGUUGUAAUGAAAAUAAUCAAUAAUUGUUUCAGAGCAUGGUUUGCCUCAAAGGAGCACCUCAGUAUAGGUGUAGUGUCUCCAUAUGCUGCCCAAGUUGUUGCAAUUCAGAAUAUGCUGGGACAAAAGUAUGAUAAGCAUGAAGGUUUCAAUGUGAAGGUGAAAACAAUUGAUGGUUUUCAUGAUGUACCGCAAGACAUUAUUAUCUUAUCAACAGUUAUAACUGAUUGCAGUACUUCCCUUGGGUUCAUUUCCAAUAACCAUAUGACUAAUGUUGCUCUUACCCGAGCCAGGCAUUGUCUAUGGAUAUUGGGAAAUGAAAAGAUCCUAGUUAGUCAGGAAAAUGUAUGGAAAUCUUUGGUGAUUGAUGCUAAAAAACGUCGAUGUUUCUUUAAUGCGGAUGAAAAUAAAGAUUUAGCAAAAGUUAUCUGGAAUACCAAGAGAGAGCUGGAUCAACUUAAUUCUCACAGUGUGGCUUUUAGAAAGUGGAAGGCUCUUUUCAGUGAUAAUUUUCUUAAGUCAUUUAAAAAUCUUCCAUCAAAGAGGACAAAGAAGUUGGUCAUUAGCCUCUUACUCGAACUCUCCAGAGGGGGGAGACCCAAAAGGAUAAAAGUGGACUUGCUUUGUGGAAAUUCAUCCCAGAUGUUAGAGCAAUAUGAAGUUGAAGGUCUCUUUGUUGUUUGUUCAAAAGACAUAGUAAAAGAGUCCAAUUUCACUCAAGUUUUAAGGAUAUGGGAUAUACUGCCGCGAGAGGAUGUUCCUAAAGUUGUGAAGCGUCUGGAUAGUAUUUUUGGAAGCUAUACUGAUGAUUUUAUAAGUUGCUGCAGUGAGCAACGUUUUGAGGGGAAAAGGGAGGUCCCAGUGUGUUGGGGAAAAUCAACAGAUAUCUCCAAAAUUAAGAAUCUUGAUAAUAAUGGCAAUGACGCAGAAUCAAGUUGUUGCGACCAAAGAAUUUGUGUUGAGAAUUCAAAGGCUGAGGAGAGUUUUCUGCUGAUGAAAUUCUAUUCUUUAUCAUCUGUUGUAGCUAACCACUUACUUUCUGAUCGUAAUAGUAAUGAACUGGAACUUCCGUUUGAGGUAUCAGAUGAAGAACACGACAUAAUACUCUUUUCCAAAAGUACAUUUGUACUUGGUCGCUCUGGUACUGGGAAAACCACUGUCUUGACCAUGAAAUUAUUUAAAAAGGAGGAAUUGCACCACGCGGUUCAUCAAAAUGCGUAUGGAAUUAAGAGGGCUGAAGUUCCUUGUUUGAAUUACGUUGAAGAGGAUAAAGACAGCAGGCCUGUCUUACACCAAUUAUUUGUAACAGUGAGUCCUAAACUAUGUCAUGCAGUGAAACACCAGGUUGUUAGAAUGAGAAGUUCCAUAUGUGGCGGGGAUGUUUCUGACAAAAGAUGCUCUAUUGAGGAAGAUUUAGCUGAUGUUGAUACAUCAAUACAGUUUAAGAAUAUUCCAGAUUCUUUUGUUAAUCUUCCCACCAACUCAUAUCCACUAGUGAUAACUUUUCAGAAAUUUCUAAUGAUGCUUGAUGGGACUGUGGGGAAUUCUUUUUUUGAAAGAUUUAGUGAUCUAUCUUCUGAGAACUUUGCAGCAAGAUCGGUUGCUUUGGAGACUUUUAUAAGGAAAAAGGAAGUGACUUAUGACAGGUUUGAUGCAUUAUAUUGGCCGCAUUUCAAUUCCCAACACACCAAGAAGUUAGAUUCAUCCAUAGUGUUUACUGAAAUCAUGUCUCAUAUAAAAGGGGGUCUACAAUCUGUUGAUUCUGCUGAAGGGAAGUUAAGUCGUCAGGAUUAUCGGUCCUUGUCUGAAAACCGAGCGUCAAGUUUAAACAAGCAGAAGAGAGACAUCAUUUAUGAUAUUUAUCAAAGUUAUGAAAGAAUGAAGAUCGAUAAAGGGGAUUUUGAUUUGGCUGAUAUUGUUGUUGACUUGCAUCGCCGACUCAGAAUUAACAAAUAUGAGGGUGAUGAAAUGCACUUUGUAUAUAUUGAUGAAGUACAAGAUCUGACCAUGAGUCAAAUUGCUUUAUUUAAGCAUGUGUGUCGAAAUGUAGAUGAAGGUUUCGUUUUUUGCGGGGAUACUGCACAAACCAUAGCGAGGGGAAUCGAUUUUAGGUUCCAGGAUAUCAAAUCUCUCUUUUACAAGAAGUUCGUGCUUGAAUCAAAGAGAAGGGCUUAUAACCAAGGAAAGGAUAAAGUAGAAACAUUUUUGUUGAAUCAGAACUUUAGGACUCACGCUGGAGUGCUUAAGUUAUCUCAGAGCACCAUUGAGCUUCUCUUCCGUUUUUUUCCUCAUUCUAUUGAUGUUUUAAAGCCCGAAAGCAGUUUGAUUUCUGGGGAAGCUCCCAUUGUUCUUGAAUGUGGAAGCAGAAAAAAUGCUAUUGUAACAAUAUUUGGCAACACUGGACAUGAUGGUGGGAAAAAUGUCGGCUUUGGAGCUGAGCAAGUAAUAUUGGUACGUGAUGAUUGUGCUCGGAAAGAAAUUUCAGACUAUGUUGGGAAACAAGCUCUUGUUUUAACUAUUUUGGAGUGCAAAGGGCUUGAGUUUCAGGAUGUAUUGUUGUACAACUUUUUUGGCACCUCACCUUUGAAAAAUCGAUGGAGAGUGAUUUAUGAGUAUAUGAACGAACAAGAUAUGUUGGAACCUACAGAAUUCAAGUCUUUUCCAAGUUUCAGUGAUUCUAAACACAAUAUUUUGUGUUCUGAACUGAAACAACUAUAUGUGGCUUUAACUAGAACAACACAGAGAUUGUGGAUAUGCGAGAAUUCAAACGAAUAUUGUAAACCUAUGUUUGAUUAUUGGAAAAGGAAGUGUCUUGUACAAUUCAAAGGACUGGAUGAUUCUCUUGCUCAGGCAAUGAAAGUUGCAAGUAGUCCAGAAGAAUGGAAGUCACGUGGCAAAAAGUUAUAUUACCAAAAUAACUAUGAGAUGGCAACAAUGUGUUUUGAAAGAGCGGGGGACUCUUAUUGGGAAAAAAAGUCUAAGGCGGCUGGUCUCAGGGCAACUGCAAACCGUUUACAUGGCUUGAACCCCAAGGAUGCAAAUGCAGUCCUUAGGGAAGCUGCUGAAAUUUUUGAAAGCAUAGGAAUGACCGAGUCUGCAGCACAGUGUUUUUCUGAUUUGGGGGAUUAUGAAAGAGCUGGAAAAAUUUACUUUGAAAAAUGUGAAGAGCCCGAUUUGAAAAGGGCAGGGGAUUGCUUUUAUUUAGCUCGUCGUUAUGAAAUGGCAGCUCAGGUGUAUGCUAGGGGAAAUUUCUUCUCCGACUGUUUAAAUGUUUGUGCAAAAGGUGGAUUGUUUGAUAUUGGCUUGCAUUACGUUCAACACUGGAAACAAAAUGAAAGUGUUGACCCUAGUUGUUGGGCUAAUAGGCAUGAUCUGUAUGCAAUUGAACAAAAGUUUCUGGAGGAUUGUGCCCGUAAUUAUUUUGACAAAAAAGAUAUCAAAUCCAUGAUGAAAUUUUUUAAAGCUUUUCAUUCAACGGAUUUUAAGUGUAUAAUGGGAAAUAUUCUUCGUGAGGCUGAUUUGUUAGGAAAAACAGGUGAAUUCAUGGAAGCAUACGAGCUUGUGCUUUUUUAUGUACUUUCAAAUUCUCUUAGGUCUAGGAGACGCAAAGCAUGGCCCUUGAAGCCGUUUACACAGAAAGCCGAGCUUUUGGGAAGAGCGUUGACAUUUGCAAAGAAAGUAUCAGGAAGUUUUUAUGAGCUUGCAUCUACAGAAGCUGAAAUACUAUCAAAUAAGCAUGACAACAGUUUUGAAAUAAUGAAUCAGUUGAAAUCUUCUCGCAUCCAUAAGAGUAUCAGAGGGGAAAUGUUAUGUUUGCGGAAACUGCUGGAUUCACAUUUUCGGCUGAACUCCUCUAAGUAUGUCUGGCACGACAAUCUAUUUGAUGUUUCUGUCGAAGGUAUGAUUACAAAGAAUCAAUUUUCUGUGGAGACGCUGUUUUAUUGUUGGACAUGUUGGAAGGAUAACAUUGUACAAAUGUUGGAUUUCCUUUCAAAUUUCAAAAAUCAAGAGCCUCGUCAAGAUAGCAAUUAUGUAAAGUUUGCAUUGAAUUAUUUGGGUGUUCAGAAGCAGAUUUUUAAUCUACAAGACAUGUACCUUUUUCUCAUCCCUGAUGCUAACUGGGUGAAAAAAUUGGGUGAUGAUUUUCUAAAGAAGAAUGGUAGGCUAGUCUCUGUUGAUGUUCAACAUUUAGUCUCUUAUGCUCAGAGCUAUUGGAGUUCAGAAUUAUUAUCUGUUGGCUUGGAUGUUUUGCGCAACCUUGAUGCACUCUACAAGUUUUCAGAUAACAAAGCCUUUUCUGAAUUUUGUCAAAUACAAUCUUUGCUGCAUAUCUAUGAGGUCUCAAAGUUUCUUCUCAAGUCCAAUUGUUUUAGCCAUGGCCACGGGAACUUGAAGACGUUGGAGACAUUUUACAGGCAGCCAAUUGAGUGUUUAUUCCGCCAUGCAGUUCUCCUUGACUGGAAGAAAUCAUUGGAAAAAGAAAUGGUUUAUCAAAGAAUAACCGAAGAUUGGCAGGAUGUUAUGAAAGAGCUCAUCUAUGAAAACACCCAACAAAAAGGUAUGUUGACCUAUGGUCUAAUUGGAAGGGUGGUAGUUAUGAUGCUUGGCACAGCUAAUGUAAAAGAUGAAUUGUUUGUGCAAGUUAUGAACAAGUUUGAAGCAAACAAACCAUGGAAAGAUUUCAUUGAGAGCUUACGUUUGUAUUCAGGAAAUGAAAUUGUAUCGGGCAAUAAAGUGAUUUUAGAGAUGUGUCGCAUGGUUAAGCUUUAUGAAGCAUUGUUGAAUACUUGCAGUGGGAAUUGGAUAGCGGAAAUUGACUAUAUGACUCCCGGUUGCUUCAUGUAUUUUGUUGAACGGUUACUGCUAUUUACAUCCUGCUUCAAGGGGUCCAUUUAUGCUACAAAGUCAUCUUUCACUGAAUGGCUAAUUUGCCAAAAUGAAAAUUCCCUUACAAAUUUGAGUUUUAUGGUUGGGAAAGGGCAAGACAUGAGAGAUGUCCAUGAUUUCGUUGCGAAUAUCCUCAAUGAGUUUGUUUGUGACCAGCAUAGUACCCAAACCUGGAUUAAAAAAUCAAACUUGGAUGUGAAGAAUUAUUUUCCUUCUCUUCUUCUGAGAUUGGUUGUUUCUAUUUGUUUGCUUCAUCUCAUCUCAGGGAAUGGAAAGUAUUUACAGUUACUUCGGAGUUUGUUGGGGAAGAAAUACAUAAGCACUCAAUUGCCAUUGGAAUUCUGCAAUGUUCUUCUAAAGGGAAAGAAAAAACACAUGAAUUUGAAAGUCUUUGCAGAGGCAUUUAAAGUAAUUGGCAACCCCUUGAUAAUUGCCAAGUUUAGGAAGACUUCUUCUCAAGUUGCUUGUUCAGAUGCUGUGUUUGUGGAUUUAACGACAUGCCGAAAAAGAGAGGUCAUACUAGAAACAUUGUUUCCUAGUAUAGUUGACAAUGUGGAUGGGGAAACCACAGCAGUAACAGAUGAAGCCUCUACUUCUGUUUCAGAUCAGACAUUGGAUGGACAGACCAAUGUUGACUCUCCAUUACAUGCCAGCACUGCAGUAGGCAAUGAUGACCAACAUGGGCAAAAUGUUUUGAAGGAUUCAAAAGAGAAUGUGUCCAAUAAUUCUCAAAGUGCACCAAAUUCAGAAUUUGGAAUGACCAAGAGGAAGAAAAACAAAUCCAAGAAAAGUAAGGGAGGAAAAAAAGGGGGUAAGUAGUGAAAAACAAAUCCAAGAAAUGUAAUUGCAUUUAAAUUAAUUUUUAUAAGAAAUAAAAAAUUGUAUAAGAUGUGUGAGAUUAUAUGAAUAUUGAUGGUAGAUUUGAUAAA
Messenger RNA from Vicia villosa (hairy vetch), 8084 nucleotides. RefSeq lists its product as uncharacterized. Gene Ontology annotation, molecular function: protein binding; helicase activity; ATP binding. The record is from RefSeq and is a predicted model, not a curated record. NCBI's taxonomy places the organism in Eukaryota, Viridiplantae, Streptophyta, Magnoliopsida, Fabales, Fabaceae. The transcript has 12 exons. The coding region runs from base 154 to 7974 and encodes 2606 amino acids.